AUGACUCCCACCGUCCCUGCCACGACAGAGGGCUACACGCGGGCUCAGUACUGUAAGUGGCCGUGCGAGUGUCCGAAGUCCCCGCCUCGGUGCUUGGUAGGCGUCAGCCUGGUCACAGACGGCUGCGACUGCUGCAAGAUGUGUGCCAAGCAGCGUGGAGAACGUUGCACGGAGGCCGACACCUGCGAUUUCCACAGGGGCUUGUACUGCGACUACAGUGGAGACAGACCUAGGUACGAAAUAGGAGUAUGUGCAC
This is a messenger RNA of Apaloderma vittatum (bar-tailed trogon), 256 nucleotides long. RefSeq names its product WNT1-inducible-signaling pathway protein 1-like. The transcript has a single exon. Lineage: Eukaryota; Metazoa; Chordata; Aves; Trogoniformes; Trogonidae. The record is from RefSeq and is a predicted model, not a curated record. Gene Ontology annotation, biological process: cell adhesion; signal transduction. Gene Ontology annotation, molecular function: heparin binding; integrin binding. Gene Ontology annotation, cellular component: extracellular region; extracellular matrix. The annotation marks the transcript as partial.